UUGAUGUUGCGACCGCCAGCUCCCGGAGCUGCUCAGCCCGGCGCCGGCGCCCCGCGCCCUCAGCCCGCCCAAGCGAGUCUGCCCGCGGUCCGCUCGCCGCGAUCCGGGCUCGGGGGUCAGGACUCCGGGCUCGCCGCCUCCCGGGCCGGCUCCGCGCCCCGCACUCCCCGCGCCUCGCGCCCUGCGCCCGGACGAGCGGAGCGCACCAUGCCGCAGCUGGACUCCGGCGGGGGCGGCGCGGGCGGCGGCGACGACCUCGGCGCGCCCGAUGAGCUGCUGGCCUUCCAGGAUGAGGGCGAGGAGCAAGACGACAAGAGCCGCGACAGCACCGCGGGCCCCGAGCGCGACCUAGCAGAGCUCAAGUCUUCUCUCGUCAACGAGUCCGAGGGCCCGGCCGGCGGCGCGGGGGUCCCGGGGGUCGGCGCCGAGGCCCGCCCGGAGAUCGAGGUCCGGGCCGAGGCGCUCGGACGGGAGCACACUUCGCAGAGACUUUUCUCGGACAAACUUCCAGAGUCUCUGGAGGACGGCCUGAAGGCCCCGGAGUGUGCCAGCGGCAUGUACAAAGAGACGGUCUACUCCGCCUUCAAUCUGCUCAUGCACUACCCACCCCCCUCCGGAGCAGGGCAGCACCCCCAGCCGCAGCCCCCACUGCACAAUAAGACCAGUCAGCACCCCCACAGUGUCUCCCAACUCUCUCCUCUCUACGAACAUUUCAGCAGCCCACACCCCACUCCUGCACCUGCGGACAUCACCCAGAAGCAAGGAGUUCACAGGCCUCUGCAGACACCUGACCUCUCUGGCUUCUACUCUCUGACCUCAGGAAGCAUGGGACAGCUCCCCCACACUGUGAGCUGGCCCAGCCCUCCUCUCUACCCCCUGUCCCCUUCCUGCGGAUAUAGACAGCACUUCCCCGCCCCCACUGCAGCCCCUGGCGCCCCCUACCCCAGGUUCACUCACCCAUCCCUGAUGCUAGGCUCCGGUGUACCUGGUCACCCCGCAGCCAUCCCGCACCCAGCCAUUGUGCCCCCCUCAGGAAAGCAGGAAUUGCAGCCCUAUGACCGCAGCCUGAAGACCCAGGCAGAGUCCAAGGCAGAGAAGGAGGCCAAGAAGCCAACCAUCAAGAAGCCACUCAAUGCCUUCAUGCUGUACAUGAAGGAGAUGAGAGCCAAGGUCAUCGCAGAGUGCACACUCAAGGAAAGCGCUGCCAUCAAUCAGAUCCUGGGCCGCAGGUGGCAUGCGCUGUCACGGGAAGAGCAGGCCAAAUAUUAUGAGCUGGCCCGCAAGGAGAGGCAGCUGCACAUGCAGCUAUACCCAGGCUGGUCGGCGCGGGACAACUAUGGGAAGAAGAAGAGGCGGUCGAGGGAAAAGCAUCAAGAAUCCAACACAGAUAACUCUCUUCACUAUUCCUAGGAGGAAAAAGAAAUGCACUCGGUACUUACCCGGAGAAGGCGGCUGCCCCAGCCCCGUUCCUUCCGAUGACAGUGCUCUAGGCUGCCCCGGGUCCCCAGCCCCCCAGGACUCGCCCUCAUACUUCCUGCUGCCCCGCUUCCCCACAGAACUGCUUGCUAGCCCUGCGGAGCCAGCACCUACAUCACCAGGUCUCUCCGCUGCUCUCAGUCUCUCCGCCCACUGGGCCCCUGCAGGCCCCCCACAGUGCCCUGCAGAGUAUACAGGUACAGCAACAGGAAUCUUCGAGAUAGGUGGCCUAGCAUGUACAGGACACGUGGUCUCCUCCAGGGACCCAUCCCCUGAGAGAAAGCAACCAAG
Molecule: messenger RNA, 1767 nt
Organism: Choloepus didactylus (southern two-toed sloth)
Lineage: Eukaryota; Metazoa; Chordata; Mammalia; Pilosa; Megalonychidae
Gene: TCF7
Product: transcription factor 7
Exons: 11
Coding region: 4-1410 (468 amino acids)
Biological process (GO): regulation of transcription by RNA polymerase II; canonical Wnt signaling pathway
Cellular component (GO): beta-catenin-TCF complex
Molecular function (GO): DNA-binding transcription factor activity, RNA polymerase II-specific; RNA polymerase II cis-regulatory region sequence-specific DNA binding
Source: RefSeq, a predicted model, not a curated record